Messenger RNA from Taeniopygia guttata (zebra finch), 1050 nucleotides. It is a transcript of the gene TSPO, whose product is annotated as translocator protein. Gene Ontology annotation, cellular component: membrane; endoplasmic reticulum. The record is from RefSeq and is a predicted model, not a curated record. Gene Ontology annotation, molecular function: cholesterol binding. NCBI's taxonomy places the organism in Eukaryota, Metazoa, Chordata, Aves, Passeriformes, Estrildidae.
CGGGCAGCCCGAGGGGCCUCGGCGGAGGGGCCGCCCCAGCCCCCGCGCGGCUCCCGGAGUGCGCUGCUCAAGGGCGGACAGCACUUAGGCAAAACACUCGCGGCUUUUAGCAUGGAAAGUGGUUCAAAAUAAACAAAGCAAAGCGCCAAGCUAGGAAACAUUUUGAUCCGGCACACGAGCUUUGCAGUGGCUGGCAGCUGUGCGCGCACGGCAGAAAGGCAGAACCGGCUCCUCUGGUCCCGCGGGACCGGCGGCUCUGCCGCGCACACGGGGCACAUCCGCUCUCCGCGCUCGGAGAAGUUUCCACGCUGCUAUUUAACUAAAGGUUCACUGUAUCAAUGGAAGUGGUACCAGCCUGGGCCCCAGCAGUAGGUUUCACACUCCUGCCACAUGCAGGAGGAUUUUUAGGAAGCAGUAUAACCAAAAGGGAAAUCCCAACAUGGUAUCAAACUCUACAGAAGCCAUCCUGGUGUCCACCUAACUGGGUGUUUGCUCCUGUUUGGGGAACUCUCUAUACAUCUAUGGGAUACGGCUCCUACCUGGUGUGGAAGGAACUGGGGGGCUUCAAUGAAAAGUCAGUGAUUCCUCUGGGUCUGUACGCAGGGAACCUGGCAUUAAACUGGGCAUGGACUCCAAUAUUUUUUGGAGCUCACAAAAUGGGAUGGGGGUUGGUGACUCUCCUGCUUACAACUGGUACAGCAACAGCUACCACUGCUUCCUGGUACAACAUCAACAAAACAGCAGCUUAUUUGAUGGUUCCUUACUUAGCUUGGCUAAGCUUGGCUUCUGCGCUCAAUUAUCGGAUCUGGAAGGACAAUCGCAACAAGAAAAAGCCUGAAUAAGAAGUUUUCAGCCAAAACAUUUUUCUUCCACAAUAAUUUUUUAUAUAAAGUUAUGGCCUUGUUUAUUUUUAGAUGAACUACUUCUGCCCUAACUUUGGUAUUUACAAGUUGACAAAAUAAAUGCAACUUUACUAGGCAAGCCACAAAGGGAUGUAUGCCUGACUGAGUUUUAUAGCAAACUAAAAUAAAGUGUCUUGAUUGAAAAGUG